Molecule: messenger RNA, 1427 nt
Organism: Lytechinus variegatus (green sea urchin)
Lineage: Eukaryota; Metazoa; Echinodermata; Echinoidea; Temnopleuroida; Toxopneustidae
Exons: 5
Coding region: 174-920 (248 amino acids)
Cellular component (GO): nucleus
Source: RefSeq, a predicted model, not a curated record
GGGCCCGUUGCAUAAAACUUUUUUUCUAACCUGAGAUUUCUAAGGUUGAAAACUCGGGUACCGUAGAUUUCUCAGGUUGGCUACCUGAGAUUGAAAAAUCGAUUGCAUAAAGACUUUGGAAAACUCAGGUUGGUAACCAGAGUUUUAUUAACCACGAAUAUUCGUGAACGAGGAUGCGCACUGAAAUUUGGGUAAAAAAUAAUUGCGCCCGUGUAAACUUGCGAUUGUCUGCUAGCAACGUCAACGAAAUGGCUUCACCAAAUGAGAAAACGCCAACCAAACGAAAGCGUGAAAAUAUGACAGAGCAGCAUAUCCAAAUUCUGUGCGCAUAUGUCAGGGAAAAGAGGUCUGUGCUCUUCGGAAAGCCUUUGUCUCCCACUGAUAGGGUCUCUGAUCAGCGCAAACAAGCUUGGGAAAAUAUUGCUAAGCAGCUUUCAGCGACCGGAUGCCCCAGGAGUGGGGAUGACGUGCGUAAGGCAUGGUCCGACCUAAAGAAAAGGGCCAAAAAAUAUGAGGAUGAUAAGAAGAAGACUGGCGGAGGCUCCUACAGAUUCAAGCCUAUGUUGGAAGAGGUACUACUCACCAUAUCGGACAAAGCCUUACAUGGCAUAAAAGGGCAAAAUAGUGAGACUGGGGCAACUCAACCAUGCUCACAAAACACAGAGGCAUGCAACCUUCUGCACCAGAUGGGACAGGUGGAAGACGACGAUGUGGAGAGAUUGGGAGAUGGAGAGGAAGAUCAAGAUCAAGAUCAAGAAAAUCCCCCCCCAAAAAAAAGAAAUUUGGUAUCACAAGGAAAUUUGUAUCAAGAGAUGCUUCUGAGGAAUCAAGAAGCAAUGCUGGAGACCCAACAAGGCAUUCUAGCGACCCUCAAUGCCAUGUUGGGGGUCCUUCAAGAAUAUGUGAGCAAACAUGAUUGAUUUUUUUUUCUAAAAGGGAUGACUGUUUUCACAAAAUAUUGCUAAAUUGAAACUUCAUUAACUUUGUUAUUUCUUAUUCGAUUUCCAUGAAAUUUUUGGCACUUUGCUCCGUGAAUUCUACUCUAUGUAUUUAUAUAAAUAUUUUCAGCCCGGACCAUCCUUUCAACUAGAUAACAAAAGAUUUUUUUUUCUUCUUGGUAGAAUUGCUUCUCGGUUCUUCAUUAGCAUCUCUUGGUACACAUUUAUCCUGCAAAAAAAUCCACUCAUGCUGCUAUAGACUACUGAAGUAAUGACAUUACAUUUAUUUUUGCAUUUCAUUGUCUUUUAUACAAUAUUUUGGUAGAGCAUGAUGGAAACUCACAAAAACCCAAAUUUUGUUGGAAUCGGUCCAUGGGGGCCCUAAUAUGAACUAAAAAAUAUGUAACUAGCCCCAUUGAAGUCAAUGUAUUAUUUAUUUGUCUGUUUCCUAACAUUUAGAAGUAGGUCAAUAAUAAUUUGACUUCAAUA